Messenger RNA from Psilocybe cubensis, 1017 nucleotides. RefSeq lists its product as uncharacterized. Bases 1 to 1017 code for a protein of 338 amino acids. The transcript is spliced from 6 exons. The record is from RefSeq and is a predicted model, not a curated record. Lineage: Eukaryota; Fungi; Basidiomycota; Agaricomycetes; Agaricales; Agrocybaceae.
AUGACUUUGGAUCUCAGCUUUGGCGUCACCCUCUCCCUCGAUGUUGUGUUAACUGUCGUACAUGUCAUUGCUAUCACUCUCACCGCUUUUCGAGUUUACUAUCGAGCUGUGACCCAACGUUACUGGUGGGAUGAUUUCGUUGCUACCAUGGCUUUGGUAGGAGACUGUGUGUAUUUGUCUGCUUUGUGGUUUGAAUACGCUAAACCCAAUAGUGUAUUGCAAGAGCACAAGGUAUUGGUGGCUCGGUAUUGGCUCGGUCUAAUGCUGUUUUUACUGGUCGAAUGGAUGACCCGUAUCAGCCUUGCGCUUGCAAUCGCACGGAUAUUUCCACCACAACAACCAACAAGGCGUUUUGCUGUGGGUUUGGCGUUACUGUCGACUGCGUUCUGUCUUGCAAUCCUAACCGAGGCGGCUGUCAUUUGUGCACACCAACCUGCAUUGGUUUCAGGGCCAGAGGCCGCAUGUCAAUGGCCUGAUAGCUUGCGGACACUAAUUGUCGUCGCCAACAUCUCCUCAGAUUCCUUGCUCAUAGCCACUCCUCUGUACAAGCUGUGGCGCGUUAGAUUACCGAGGAAACAGCGACGACUUAUUCUUUGUGGAUUUACAGCAAGCGCCCUUACUACAUCUGCUACUGUCGCGUGUGCGGUGUUUCUAUUUGCACCGGAAAGCUUAGAACCAGGAAAGACUAUUUUGCGGGGUAAACUCAGUUAUUUCGAGACUGGGAUAUCCCUCAUUGCAUGCAAUCUGCUCGUGGUGAUGGCAUACUUUUACUCCGUUUUUCAUCGAGGUGAAGAUACUGAAUUGUUGGAGUAUACGUCGGAAACGUGCGAAACGCGUAGCGUUGGGACUAUAUCACACUCCAACCAUAUGCCAUCCUCAGUUGCUACUCCCUAUACGCUGACAGAAAUUACAGAUCAAUCGACAUUGGAAGAUAUAGGAUGUACAGGGGGUAGUGUGUUAACCUCAGGAAGAUCAACCUCCGAACAUCGAACUGAUUUCAGCCGUUCGACACAUUAG